Messenger RNA from Sesamum indicum (sesame), 2604 nucleotides. RefSeq names its product RNA-binding KH domain-containing protein (gene RCF3). Lineage: Eukaryota; Viridiplantae; Streptophyta; Magnoliopsida; Lamiales; Pedaliaceae. Gene Ontology annotation, molecular function: RNA binding. The record is from RefSeq and is a predicted model, not a curated record.
UGAAAGUGAAACCUUUGCCAUUUGCAAUUUUUAGUUGGGGAAGAAGUUGGAAGGAGUUGUGGGAUUUGAAUCUAAACCCUAAUUUCCUCUGCUCGACAUUUUUCAACUGAAUCUUGGAUUGGGAUUUUGGACACCUUUUUUCUGGAACAUCGUUUUCUUGAAAUAGAAGAAUCGCAUAUGGAGAGAUCGAGAUCUAAGAGAUACUAUUAUGACCAGGACUAUGAAUCUGAAACCCUACACACGCGGAGCAAACCGCGGUACGGCAACAAUUCACACGGCGGAGGUGGCGGAGGAGGUCACCAUUAUGCCCCUAGUUACCACAGGCGGUCCGCCUCUGGAGGAGGCGGCGGCGGUGGAGGUGGAGGAGGAGGAGGAAGAAAAAUGCAGGACCCUUCCCUGAUGGUGACGACGAGUUACCGGAUUUUGUGCCACGACAUAAAGGCGGGAGGCGUGAUUGGGAAAUCGGGGAGUAUUAUUAAGACGAUUAGGCAGCACACGGGGGCGUUUAUCAAUGUCCACGAGCUGAUGCCGGGGGACGAGGAGAGGAUUAUCGAGAUUUCCGAUACGAGGAGGCGGGACCCGGAGGGGAGGAUGCCUUCCUUCUCGCCUGCGCAGGAGGCGUUGUUUUUGAUACAUGACAGGAUAUUGGAGACUGAGGUGGGAGGAUAUGGGCAUAAUGUGGGCUUUGGGGAGGAUGAAAAUGACGAGUAUGGAAAUCGGGGAGGAGGUGGCGGUGGCGGCAAUGGCAAUAGAGUGGUGACGAGACUGGUGGUUUCGCGCAUGCAUGUGGGGUGUUUGCUGGGAAAAGGGGGGAAGAUAAUUGAGCAAAUGAGGAUUGAGACUAAGACCCAUAUUAGGAUCUUACCCAGAGAUCACACUUUGCCACGCUGUGUUGCAAUGUCGGAGGAGAUUGUUCAGGUAGUUGGUGAUAUGAAUGCUGUGAAGAAUGCUAUAGCAAUUAUUUCAUCUCGCUUGCGAGAGAGCCAACAUCGUGAUAGAAGCCAUUUUCAUAAUCGACUUCAUUCACCUGAGCGUUUCUUCCCUGCUGAUGAUGAUUUCCACACAAACAGUACCCCAAGGAGAUCAUCUGUGGAAGGGCCUAGUUUUGGAUCAAGGUAUUCUGGUGGUCCCAGGGGCAACAACUAUUCCUCACGUUCAUCUGGAUUUGCCAUUGAACCUGGGCCUGCUAAUGUAGCUGACAAUGCUCAAUCCUUCUCUGGUGAGGAUCUUGUGUUCCGCAUAUUUUGCCCUGUUGAUAAGGUUGAUACUGUUCUUGGGGAGUCAGAUGGGAUUUUGGAUUUGCUUCAAAGUGAGAUAGGCGUUAAUGUUGAGGUUUGCGAUCCAGUUGCUGGCUCAAAUGAGCAUAUCAUAAUCAUAUCAUCAGAUGAGGGUCCUGAUGAUGAGUUGUUUCCUGCUCAAGAAGCUUUGUUGCAUAUACAAACCCGUAUUGUUGAUCUUGUUCCUGAAAAAGAAAAUAUUGUUACCACUCGGUUACUUAUGCAAUCAGAUGAAAUUGGCCCUUUACUUGAGCUGGGGAAAAUAGGUGGCGCAAAUGUAGAGAUCCUACCAAAAGAAGAACUUCCUGCAGGGUUAGCAGGGACAGACGAGAUUGUACAGAUAGUUGGGGAGAUCAAAGCCGCUCGAGAGGCUCUGGUGGAGGUGACGUCACGGGUUCGAAGUUACAUAUAUCGAGAGUUUAUUGAAAAGGAUGCACCAGUAGAAAGUGCUACUAUGGAACCGGAGGCAGCUUCUAGGAACAAUGUAAAACCAUCUGUUGAAACCCAGGCUGGAAAUGGUCCUAUGGUUUCAACUCCUGAGAGUUCAUCAACUGCUGCUGCACCACAGAAAGUGAAGGAUGUGGCAUCACCUAAUGUGGAGACAGUGAAACAAAACGAGAGUGAGCGACGUGAAGAUCAGCCCAGUGGAUUGAAUAGAAUCUCUGUGCCACUUGUCACCAGAAGUACACUAGAAGUUGUUAUACCGCCUCAUGCAGCGGCAGAACUCGUAAAAAAAUCAAGAAAGCUUGCUUUGAUCAGUGAGCUAUCAGGAGCAAAUGUGAAACUUAUUGAUGACAGACCAGAGGUAACAGAGAAGAUAAUUCAAAUAUCAGGUACUCCGGAGCAAGCCGAGAGAGCUCAGAGUUUGCUUCAAGGAUUUAUUUUGAGCACCGAAGAAGAUGGCCCAUAGGCGUCAUGAAGUUGACCAUUGCUCCAGACGAAGUUGGGAUGCAGCACAUUAAUUUUUGUCAACAGUCCGUGUAUUCCCGGGUGUGCUUCUCAAGAUUGUUGUGUCGCUACAUUAUUAUGGCAGGCGGGGUCACAGGUAAUUCUGCCAAGGGAUUGCACAUCAACAAGAAUGUACAAAAUGAUACUAGUAGCUCAAAAUGUUUUGGAAUUGAUGUUUCUUGUAUUAAGUAUGUCUGACUGUUAUGCAUAUCCCCCCCCCAAAAUCUUCCGUUCAGUCGUCGUGGGUUCCAUGAUAUGUACUUUACAAUUCUCAGUUAAAUUUGACAGGAGAAGCCAUCUCUGGUUGUUUGUACAUGUGUUGAUGUAUUAACCUUAUUGCAAAUUUUGGUAUGAAUUUAUGCAAGUUAUAUAACCAUAA